AUGGAUGCCCUGGAGGUCCCCCCUCUUACCCCCACCAGUAAGGAGGUCCUCAGCCAGGCGGUGAAGGCCAGUUUCGCUGGGUUCGCCCAGGAGAGAAUCAUCCAUCACUUCCCACAGGACCCCACCCUGUGGUCGCAGUGGGAGGUGAACUACUGGCUGGACUGGUGCCUGGCGGAGUUCGGGCUCCAGGGCCUGGUCUCAGACCUGCGGGGGCUGCAGGGGGGGGAGCUGUGCAGCCUGCAGAGAGAGGCCUUCCUGGGCCUGAUGACCGACUGCACCGCGGGGGAGAUCCUGUGGGAGCACCUGGAGACCAUGAGGAGAGAGAAUGAGUUUGACUUCAGUUCUUCACCCCCCACCUGCACAAUACCCUCUUACUGCCAGCUUCCAAUCAACAAAGGUAAUAAUGACAUAGAGUCAGUGACAGAGGAGACCAUGCAUCACGACAUCUUCACCUUACCCUACCCACACAGGAGCUUCAAAGAAUAUAUAGGCAGCAAACCGGAUCUGAGCCGAACGGUGAUCCCAGCAGCUGUCCUGGCUGGGUACACUGGAAGUGGUCCCAUUCAGCUGUGGCAGUUCCUGCUGGAGCUCCUGACAGACCGCAGCUGUCAGGCCUGUAUCAGCUGGACAGGAGACGGCUGGGAGUUCAAGCUGACGGACCCCGAUGAGGUGGCCCUGCUGUGGGGUCAGAGGAAGAACAAACCCAAGAUGAACUAUGAGAAGCUCAGUCGAGGUCUGCGGUACUACUACGACAAGAACAUCAUCCGCAAGACGGCAGGCAAACGCUACGUGUACCGCUUCGUGUGCAACCUGCAAGGCCUGCUGGGAUAUGACCCUGGGGAGCUGCACGCCAUGUUGGACAUUAGUAACAAGAAUCAGUAA
Trematomus bernacchii (emerald rockcod) is the source of this 882-nucleotide messenger RNA. Its product is annotated as protein C-ets-1-like. The transcript has 6 exons. The record is from RefSeq and is a predicted model, not a curated record. NCBI's taxonomy places the organism in Eukaryota, Metazoa, Chordata, Actinopteri, Perciformes, Nototheniidae. Gene Ontology annotation, molecular function: sequence-specific DNA binding; DNA-binding transcription factor activity, RNA polymerase II-specific. The coding region runs from base 1 to 882 and encodes 293 amino acids. Gene Ontology annotation, biological process: cell differentiation; regulation of transcription by RNA polymerase II. Gene Ontology annotation, cellular component: nucleus.